AUGCGAAUACGUUACGGCAUUGACUUGGAUUCAUUUUCUCCGUUUGAGCCGACAGAGGGUGAGGGGAGCCGAAAAGAAAUAGAGGGUUUAGGUGGUUUAGGGGUGUUGCCGGGUAUCGAACCCGGGACCUCUCAUGGUAUUGGGUCUCCACUUGAUCUCUUAGAUAACGAAAAAGAUUCAGAAGAGUUACCCGGGUUCGAAUCCACGCACAGCAGAGCAUCGAGAAGUAUUAUACUUACAAGGCCUUUCAGGCUGCAGCAUCACCAGCAGCAGCAGCAGCAGCAGCAGCAGCAGCAAAAUAAAAAACCACAAAGACAAGUAUCAGCUAUGGAUAAAUUAUUUCCCUCCUUCUCAGAAUAUGAUGAUACUAAUAAAAGUACUAAUGCUGCCAAUAAAAAACACCUGCAGCAUCAGCAGCAGCAGCAGCAACAGCAGCAGCAGCAGCAGCAACACAGCAGGUUGUGGGGGUUCCGCAGCAGAUCGAGGCUCUCUGUACAUGAUGAAGCCUCAGUUGACUCUGUUGCUGCUGCUGCUUGGGGGGCCUCAAAGGACGUGAUGCCGCGGCUGCAGCCCCAGCAGCAGCAGCAGCAGCAGCAGCAGCAGCGGUUGCCGCAGCAGCAGCAGCAGUCAGAAGCGCCUGAAACUGAUGCUGCUGCUGCAGGCAGCAGCAGCGGUGAUGCACAGCAACAGCCGGACGAACAACAGCAGCAGCAACAGGAACCACAGCAGCAGCAACAGCAAGAAGAGGGGGAGCAGCAGCAGCAGCAGCAGCAAGAGCAAGAGCAAGGAGCGCAGCAGGAACCCAUGCAGCAGCAGCAGCAGCAUGAGACUGAACAGCAACAGCAGCAGCAAGAUGAACCCCCUCUUCAGCAGCAGGAAGGCCAGGAACAGCAACAAGAACAGCUGCAGCAGCAGGAAGAGCAGCAGCAGCAAGACACGCAACAGCAGGGAGAGCAGCAGCAGCUUGGGGGCGAGACAGGAAGCAGCAGUGAAACAGCAGAAGGCAACGCAGCCCCUGCAGCUGAGAACCCUACAACCGAUGCAGCAGCAGCAGCAGCAGCAGGAGCAGCAGGAGCAGGAGCAGCAGCAGCAGAUGCAGACGCAGGAGCGCAAGCUGACGGAGGAGCAGCAACAGGCGGAGGCGCAGCAGCAGCAGACACAGCAGCAACAGAAGCAGCAGCAGCGGAGACUGGAGCAGCAGCAGAAACAGGAGCAGCAGCAGCAGCAGCAGCAGCAGAGGCGGCAGUAGACACAGGAGCAGUAGCAGCAGCAACAGCAGACACAGGAGCAGCAGCAGCAACAGGAGCAGACGCUGCAGCAGCAGCAACAGCAGCAGCAGCAGACACAGCAGCAGCAGACACAGCAGCAGCAGCAGCAGCAGCUUUGCCGAUAGAAGAUUCGAUGACCCAGGCCACUGCUGAAGCUGCUGCUGACCUGCAGUCUCUGGUGGAGAGGGUGCCAGUAGCAGCAGCAGCACCAGCAGCAGCACCAGCACCAGCAGCAGCAGACGCAGCAGCGCCAGCAGCACCAGCAGCAGCAGCAGCAGACGCAGCAGCACCAGCAGCACCAGCACCAGCGGCAGCAGCGCCAGCAGCAACAGCAGCAGAAGCAGCAGCGCCAGCAGCAACAGCAGCAGCAGCACAGGAUAUGGGAAACCCGACGAGCCAGGCGGAGACAGCAGCAAAGACAGAUGAACAGCAGCAAGGAGGCAACGCCACCGAGCAGCAGCAGCAGCAGCAACAACAGCAACAGCAGCAGCAAGAACAGCAGCCAAUGCAGCAGCAACAACAACAGCAACCGCAGCAGGAACAGCAGCAACAACAACAACAACCGCAGCAAGAACAGCAGCAACAGCAGCAGCAACUGCAGCAAGAACAGCAGCAACAACCACAGCAACAGCCGCAGCAGCAGCAGCAACAACAACAGCAACAGCAGCAACAACCACAGCAACAGCAGCAGCCGCAGCUACAACAACAGCAACAGCAGCAAGAACAGCAGCAACAACAGCAGCAACAGCAGCAACAACAACAGCAACAGCAGCAAGAACAGCAGCAGCAGCAGCAGCAACAACAACAACAGCAGCAAGAGCAACAACAGCAGGCGCCGCAGCAACAGCAGCAGCAGCAACAGGAUCAGCAGCAACAACAACAACAGCAGGCGCCGCAGCAACAGCAGCAGCAGCUACAGGAUCAGCAGCAGCAGCAACAACAGCAGCAACAGCAGCAGCAGGAACAGCAGCAACAGCAACAGCAGCAGCAGCAGCAGCAAUAG
Molecule: messenger RNA, 2271 nt
Organism: Eimeria mitis
Lineage: Eukaryota; Apicomplexa; Conoidasida; Eucoccidiorida; Eimeriidae
Exons: 1
Coding region: 1-2271 (756 amino acids)
Source: RefSeq, a predicted model, not a curated record